AUGAAGCUUCUACUCGCCCUUGCCAUCUCCCCGUUCCUUCUGGGAAAGCCUUUGGCCAGCCCCACACCAAUUGAAGGGGUGGCUGUCCCCGAGGCCGGUGGUCCUACAGUAUCCUGCAAAGUGUCUCCAUUCGUAAGCUUGGUAGAUUUUUCCAGAAUCAUAGUUACAUCUCUGAGCAAGCCAUUCAUCAGACUUGCCAUAGCCCGAGCGAUUGCUGUUCGGGGAAGUGCACUGGAGGAUUCUUUGGCGGCUUCUGCAAGCCUGGCUGGGCAAGCUAGUUUUACCAAUAUGCUUUGGCAGCUCCAUCAUAUGAAACUAGCCUACAAGGUUUUCUCACUCGGAAGUAUAGCAAUGUUGACCUAA
Rhizoctonia solani is the source of this 363-nucleotide messenger RNA. RefSeq lists its product as uncharacterized. Bases 1 to 363 code for a protein of 120 amino acids. The record is from RefSeq and is a predicted model, not a curated record. Lineage: Eukaryota; Fungi; Basidiomycota; Agaricomycetes; Cantharellales; Ceratobasidiaceae. The transcript has 2 exons.